GCCCGGAGAGGACAGACGCAGCCACCAACAUGUUCGGCCGCGCAUUGCUUUCCUUGCUCCUCGCCCUACUCGCGGCCUCUUCGACGUCGACAGACUACCACAGUACGGGAAGAAGCACAGAGGGAUUCUGUAAGCUGGGAACUACAUUCCUGAGUGGUUGCAACACUUGUAUAUGUGGCGCUAAUAACAAGCCUAGCUUCUGUUUCCCAAAGGCUUGCAACUACGAAAUCCCCGUUGGAAUCAAGGCAUGUGUGCCCGGUACAACGCUCAUGGUUGAAUGCAACAGGUGCACGUGCGGUAUUAAUGGCAAGCCACAGCAGUGUACGAAAAAGAAAUGUCAUUCUAGCUCAGAACCAGUAAGAAGCUCUCGCUUCAGGAGUAUGAAAGCUCAGGUUCCUGAAGACAAGUGUGUCCCUGGAACUAUGCUUAAGAAGUCCUGUAACACGUGUAAGUGCAGCAAAAGUGGCAGACCAAUCCACUGCACCAAUUUCCAGUGUCAUCCGCUACUGGGCGUAGGAGUGCAGGGUUGUAUGCCUGGAGAUUUAGUCAAGGUGUACUGCAGCACAUGCAAGUGUAGCAGUACAGGCAUCCUAACCGAUUGUACCAACAAGGACUGCGACAUCCGCGCAGCGCCUACUGAAGGAGGGAAGGCUACAUGUGUGCCUGGCACAACAUACAUGGAUGACUGCAACAAAUGUGUAUGCGAAGCUGGUGGUACAAGUGGCGCCUGCACCAAAAGUUUGUGUAUACACAGAAGAUCAAGUCGAGAUAUUGGGAUAUCAUCUGAUCCAGAUGAGAGAAGAGUGAAGAUAGAAGCGACUGAAUCAGCUGGUGCUCUUAGGACAGGGUCCGUCUGUACCCCGGGAACAACGUUUAUUCUUGGUUGUAACGUCUGUAGGUGUGGUGACGAUGGUAUCAACUAUCUGUGUUCAAUGAUACCAAGUUGUUAGUGGUGCCUAAUCGGAAAACUGCGCAGCCGGCGAAUUCUUUAUGAAGAGGUGUGAGUACUGCAUCUGUAUUGGAGGCGGGCAGGCGGCUUGCACCAAAAUCUACUGCGGAGACCCCGGCGGCGCGCAGCCGCUGACGUGACCGCGCUCCCUCCGUGAGAGGCCGGGCAGGUGACUCCCGGGGAAUGAUCCAGGUCACGCCCGCUCAUCAUCAAAGCCUUACAUGAUAUGGAUUACGCUGGAUAAAAUAUCCCUAAUUCAUCCAUAGUGGAAUGUCACUGACUCACUCAUAGUAACGAAAUAAAAGCAAUACCCCA
Schistocerca gregaria is the source of this 1264-nucleotide messenger RNA. Its product is annotated as keratin-associated protein 16-1-like. Gene Ontology annotation, molecular function: peptidase inhibitor activity. The record is from RefSeq and is a predicted model, not a curated record. The transcript is spliced from 10 exons. Lineage: Eukaryota; Metazoa; Arthropoda; Insecta; Orthoptera; Acrididae. The coding region runs from base 30 to 950 and encodes 306 amino acids.